UACGUUGUGUAGAUGCAGGAAAAGGUUUGAGUUUAGUGCAGAGUGUUUCGAAGAAAGGCAAAUACUUUUUGUGUUCUGUCGGAUUGAUUGCUCCAGCCAGCAGCAGCAGAAGAAGGAGCCCCCAGCCGAAGAAGAGGGUGGGGUAACAUUUGCCAACGCAGAAAAAGUUCCGCAGAUAUUUUUGCGACCACGGCAAGCUGCAGCUUGGUGCAGUGUUUACUUGAAUACCAGGGAAUCGGUGAGGAGAAGAAAAAUGGAAAAAUAUGUGUGAUAGUACUCCAAGCCUGCAAGUGCUCCCGUCUGACGAAAAAAUUUUGCCGUUGAAAAAGAAAAAGCUGAAAGGUGGAAAUUCUGAUAGUGUCUGCUAGGAAGAUUCGGGUAUAAUUGAAAAAAAGUGAGCUUUCUACCGAAAGAAAUAUUUAAAUCGCAGAGAAAUUUUCUGAGGUGUGGCGAGAAUCAGACAAAAGUUAAGCUUUGAUAAAUCCGGAGGAUUUACUUUCAGUCUGAAAAAUGAAAAAGUGAAAAGAUGCUGUAGUUGUGCGAAUGGCAUGUCAAGUGAUUAGAGUAUCGAAAAGGGGGUUUUCUUAAUGAAGAAUGAUGUGAAGUAUUGUAAUGAGAAGGCAAUUUGCAUGCGUGAAGCUCGUUUAGCUGAAGAACUGAAUUUUCUGGACAGCAAUGUGUGUAAAGGGGAGCUAUAAGUGAAGAAGAUGGAGAAGGUGCUUCAUUCAUCAGCGCAACAACAGUGAUCGUCAGCCGCAGUAGCAAGAGCAACACCAGCAGCAGCAGCCUUCGUCAGUGUACAAAACCGUACAAACGUAGUGCCAGGUUGGGACGGGUUGAGUAGAAGGAGAGAAUCCGAUAAAUACACACGAAGCGGGACCGACUGAAGGAGCCCAAAGCAAGCAACGGAUCGUAAAUAGCGUGGCAGAGUCGGCAAUGGAGCUGUAAGCAUGUGUUAAAUCUUGCCAGCAACGCCAUUGCCAACCAGCAGUAGAUAAAUGACGGAGCCCCCUUCGGUCCCGCAGCCCUACUCAUGUGCACCGGAUCGAGAACGGAAAACAAAUCACGCAGUCAAUGAAACAAAAUUGGUGAAAAUAGCUGCUUUGAAGAGCAAGCAUAUACAUAAUGUGUAGUGAGUAGGGAAAGUGAGUGAGAAGCACAAGCAUACCACACGGGAAAGGCUUAUCGAUAUCUAAUCGAUCAAAUCAGUAUCGGAAAAAGCGAACUCAAGCCGUGUAAAUAAAAGGUGGUAAAUAUGUGAGAGUUUGUAUGUGCGUUCGCUUAACAUCGCUUAGCUUCAACCAGCGCGCCGCAUUCAAUGAAGUCGACAAAAAUAACAUCCGGAAAAGCUGCCUGUCACGAGAUAAUCAAAACGAAUUUGUAGAAUUUAAGGUUCAAUGCGCUGUUGCCAGAUAUUGUCUUAAUCAGAAUCUCCGCUAUAGUGAGCAAUGCCCGUAGUGUUAGUGGAAUAAAGUUAUACUCUAGUGCCAAAUUUAUUGUAUGGAUGUAUUUUUCUACACACAAUCUUUCGAAGUCGUCUGAUUCAGUGAAUGAUUGUAUUCUAUAGCCACACUUUUUGAAAAUUCUUCCUAUUAUAAUAGGCAAUGAGGCAGUGUUGAACGCUGAAAUCUCAACAAAUAGUUUUAUAAAUACGCCUACCAACUAGUACCCGUCAAAGCAGUGUUUCGGAAAUAUAGCCUUGUAUAACAAGAAAAAAAGAGACCCACCAGUGAAGCUUUAAAAAACGUGAUUUCGAAGCGAAUAGCAAAAAGCAAAACAAAUUUACAUAAAUGCAAUUAAGGUGCAAUGACGUGUGCUUAUCCGCCAGCCGGUUGAUAAAUGUCUAGCAGAAUCUCGCUGGCAGCGUGUAAAACCGGAAAGCUUCCACCAAGUUGUGCCAAGCACACCUACCUAUCAGCAGCAGCAGAGCACAUCACAUAUGAAUUAAUUUGGAUAUUACGCUUGUAUGCAGGCAGGAUAGGCGAAAAUGUCCCUGAACGGAAGAGAUCUGAUGAAGCAGCAGCCGCCUGAAUAUAAUCAGAGCGUUCUGACGAUGCAGAAAUCAGUGACAAUCACUGUGACGCCCCAGCGGAGCAAUUCGAUGGAUUUGCUCAAUUUUGAGGAAAAACGGCAGCUGAUCGCCUCCUCGUUGUCGCUGUCGGAUAUACUGCACGUCAGUCCGGCAGCAGCGCACGUGGCCAAAGAGGUGGCGGCCAGUACGGUAAUCGCUACAAAGAAACAGAAUGGUGCCACCAUGCGUUCCAACAGUCUGAACUCGGGUUCCCGCACGCCCCCACUGGAGCGGAAGAGCAAGUUUAGCGCAUUCGGGCGCCUUUUCAAGCCCUGGAAGUGGCGGAGAAAAAAGAAAAGUGAAAAGUUCGAGUCCACCUCCAAGUCUCUAGAGCGUAAAAUAUCAGUACGUGCCAACCGUGAAGAACUUGUACAAAAAGGUAUUCUGCUGCCCGAGAGUCCUACGUCAGCUCUAUCCAUAGCUGCCAUUUGUAUCAGUCCCACGGAAUCGGUGACGUGGUCAACAUCAUCUCAUAGACAACUACAAACCUUCCAUCAGCCGAACCAUUACCGAAGCCAAAAUGAAGAACAAUAUACCAUUUACAAUUCAGUAAACGGAGCCAACUCUUCCGUCCUGCCAAAUCUUGCGAACACAUCGGCAUCGUCGGCGGCAACUGCAGCACCAAAUACUAGCAUUACCAACAAUGUGCCUUUAUCACAAUCGGCUCAACAGAUUAGCAGUAAUAGUGCGCUCAUCAGUAGCAACCAUAGCAGCGCCUGCAACAACAGUAGCAACAAUAGCAGUAGUAAUAACGGACCGUUAAGCUUAGCGGCCAUUUUGUCCGGUGCAGUCAGUACUAUGGGAUCUAGCGGGUCUACCGGAAGCGGUAGCCUCGGCAACAAUUCGGUAGUCGGUGCUAACAUGAUUAGCGGCGGAACGGCCGGUCAAACUUUGGCUAACCUAAUGGGCACGGGGAACACCAGUAUAGGUGGCAGUGGGUUGUCGCAUUCCCAGUCAGCGCACCAGAUUGGCACUGUUGCGUCGCAACACACUGGCCCACUGGCUCAGCAUCAAGCUCUGCAGCAGCAACUGCAGCAACACUUCGCCAACGUUGCCAACAGCAGUAGCAGUAAUUUAGAGCCUCGGAAAGAAAAGACUGAAGUUCAAAGUGGUGCAAAUGGUUCAUGUAUCGACCAGUCCUGUUCGGUGUCGAGUUCGUUGCAUCCGCCAAGUGCGUGUGGCGGUCAACAUGGCCCGGCCACAAUUGAAGGCAGUAUUCAGCCGCCAUCAAACCAAUUGAUGGUACAAUCCAAGCCAGAACGUCCCAACACACUCGGCCCGACCAAGCUGUCCCGCAGGAUAAUCUGCUACCACAGCGAUGGUUUUCAAGAUAAUCAACGGAAGACACCACCGCCAUCGAACGAGAACCCAUCUAACCAGCAGCAGCUGCAACAGUCGUCCCAUCAAGCAUUGCAGCUGCAACAUCAGCAGCACCAGCAGUCUGCUCUAGCGGCUGCAGCUGCUGCCGCAGCAGUUGCCCAGCAACAGCAGCAACAGCAGUCCCAACUUCCUACGCAAGCUGCUCUGUCAGCUGCCGCGGCAGCUGUUGCCCAGCAGCAUCAGCAGGCGCUCCAGCAGCAAUCACAACAUGGCGGUCAUCCACACCAUCACCAUCUUUCGAAUCACAUCAUGCUGUCGGAGCUGCCGGAGCCUCCGAUUCCGGUGUCGGAGAUCGGGCCCAUUCCGCCGCCGCCGAUGUUCUCAACACCAAGUCCGACCAUGAUCGGCGGACGACCGCAUGGCCCUAACGUGCAUUCCACUACUACUUGUAGCAAUAAUAGUAUUAGCACGAGUAAUAUUAUACCGUUAGAUAUGAACGAUUACGAUUACGAUGAUCAUGAGAACAAUGAUCACGAGGAGCUCGAUUCGGACGAGGAGUACAUGUACACAAUGUCGCAACCAAAUCCCGCCAUCGACACGAACCGUAUCGACGAGAUCCCCGCAAAGGAACCCAAAUUCAACGCAGUGCCAUUGAAAUCAGCUUUAAAGAAGAAGGGUUCGAACCCGGGAACGCCGACGCAGGAUAACCGGACGCUCACCGUGCGCUACGACAACAAUCCGACCGCGACGAUCAAGCCAGUUUUACGACCACGGAUUAGAAUAUGUUCGCGACCGAUGCGCUUCCAGAUUGGCCUACCGAGCACGAUGGAGAAUAAGGAGAAUACGCGACCAUUUGUAAUCCGCGAGAACGACAACGACGAUCAAAACGAUGGCCCGAUCCGCUACCGGGACGAAGAUCCGGAUCGGGCCGCUAAGAUUGCCCGCAAGGAGAGCCUGUCGAUAAAGCUUGCCCUGCGACCCGAUCGGCAAGAACUGAUCAACCGGAACAUUCUGCAGUUGCAAUCGGACAACGAAAAGCAGGAAUCGAAGGAAGCUAUCGGGGCCCGGCUGAUUCGACGGCUGUCAAUGCGACCUACCGCAGAAGAGCUGGUAGAAAGAAAUAUUUUGAAAACGCAAAGCCCUGCAGAGGAAAAGAAGCAAAAGGAGGAGAAAAAACGCUACCUGUUGCGGAAACUUAGCUUCCGGCCCACCGUAGACGAAUUGAAAGAGAAGAAAAUUAUUCGAUUCAAUGAUUAUAUCGAGGUCACGCAAGCGCACGAUUACGAUCGACGAGCUGACAAACCGUGGACUCGACUUACCCCCAAGGACAAGGCCGCCAUACGCAAAGAACUGAAUGAAUUUAAAAGUUCCGAAAUGGCGGUGCACGAAGGCAGUAGACAUCUUACCAGGUUUCAUAGGCCAUGACAGAUGCAAUGCAGGAUCAAACAGAGACAUUUUGCCGUUCAUUAUUUUACUAUUCUCAUUAAGAAUUACUACAACAAACAUUUGAUUGUGUACAUAUAAGAGAGAAAACAGGAUCAUUACUGGUCGCUGCAGCGGUCACCACUCGUACCAAACUCAUCACUUUAACCACACAAAGCAUACACAUUGCCCAGAAACCUUGCGAGCAUCCAACAUUAUCAAUGGAACGGUGGAGCAUAUUUUUUAACGGAGAUAUUUCCAAACAUUUCAAAAGACAAAAAUUCGUUCCUGUGGAAGAAAGGUAGCUGUUUUCGAUUCAAACUUUCGUAACCUUCUGACACAUCUAAAGAAAGAUAUAUCUACUGGACGGACUACAUUAGCAGCCGACAAUUUUUGGACUUUCGAACCUGGAUGCCCUCUCCUCCCCUUCCUUUGGAACGCGCAUGAUAUUUUUACAAACCCGAACUGCAUCAUUCGGAGAGUAGCCGCCGGCAAUUGGUUGGAUACGUCACACGUGCCGUACAGCGUGUAGCAAACAGACAAGUUUUUUUGUAGCAAACCAAGCUAAAAUAGUAAACUAUCGAUGCAAUCGCAACAAGGCAGCAAAAAGUAAGCAAAUAAAAUGUUUCAAUGAGAAAUUAAAGAAACCUAAAAUAUAAUAAUUGAAAAAAAAAAGAGAAUAAUAAUACUGUGAUAAUGUUAACGUUAUUAGAAUGUUACCGAGCAAAAAAACUGAAACCCGAAUCGGUAAAUCAUAGUGAUUAGUGGCUAGAAUAUAAUCAGCAGGCAAAGCACUAAAAGCAGGCUUCAGCCAUCCGCAAAAACGAUGGCCGUUUCGUUGCUGUUGGCUAGGUUGGGUAUUAUCGUUUGUUUAACAAAUUGUAGCAAAAAAAACUGCGACAGUAUUACGAGCCAUGGUUAACCGCGGUACCACACAUUUGACGGUAAUCAUAAUUAGUGUUCGACAUCGGAACGAAAAUUGAAGUCCGGGUUACGGUCCGGUCCGGUAUUAAAAAUCGGUCCGAACUUUGUUAUUCCGACUAUAAAGACUAGUAAUGCGGUCCGAUUUGGCACUGUUCAGGUUCCGGAACCGGAACAGAGCCAAAUCGGACCGGAAUAACGUCGGAAUAACAAAGUUCGUGCCGAUUUUUAACCGGACCGGACUGAACCGGAACCCGGACUUCAAUUUUCGUUCCGAUGUCGAACACUGAUCAUAAUCAAUAGUUUUUUAGUGUGAUUGCGUUUAAUACGGGUUAAUUUUUAUGCGAUGUGACUGCAACUGCUUCUGCCUGAAAACUAUUGUCCAGGUCUACAGAAUACUCUUUGCUUAUUCAAUCAACGUACCGUUUAUCCUUUUUGCUAAUCCGUUUUGCUCUGAUUUAGGGCAGGUAUCUCGCACUAGAUUCCUUUCUUCCUCCCUGUGUUUCGUACGAAUGCAUUUGAUCAUUUCUCGCGUUUGUUGACUUUUGUUUUGGUUGAUUUCCGAAAAUACAGUGCGGUUUUUUGGCUUGCGUUGCCGAUGAAAGUCAGAAAAUUACAACUGCUCUCAUCCACUAUACUGCUAUUGGGCCCGACAAGGCCGAGUGAAUGAGCUCCAGUACACGAUCCUCUGGUUGCCUUAUCGCCUCGAAUGAUUGGCAAUAUUUAGCUUAGAUACAAGACAUACACUUCAUAGCAUCCUUUACGUCCAAUUCCAAUCUCGUGACCAUUUUCUCCUGCCAUUUCAUCCCAUUAGCAGAGAUGUGCUCCAUGAUCCGAUGCCAGAGCUCGUGUCUAUCAUCCUGUACAAAAUUCACAACGGGAUACUUCGUUUCGGACAACUAGUAUAGACCGUUUACUUCAAGACCAAUCGCAGCUACUUAGUCAUGAUUGCCAGCUCCUCACUUCUGAAUGGCGAGUAGCGUUUAUAAUAUCGUCUUCAACGCAAAUGAAAAGAUAACAAAGGGACCUCUUCAACGCAUUCUGCUUGCUUUCAAACGAUUACUAACCUUAAUUUCCUGCAUGAUCUCCUCCUUAACCGUAUCCGUUGUCAGGGCCACACCAGACGACUCCAGACCCAAGCCCAAUGGAUCCGUAUUUCAAAACCUUGAGCAGCCAACUGAUCAUACAUAUAUUCAUAAAGGACUGACAGUGAACGACUAUCCAUCGAAUGCCGGUCAGCUAUCGAAACAAGUCAAUUUUCCGCUAGGUGGUUCAAUCGCUUAGCUGUUUCACGCAUCUUUGACUGUUUUCAAAUUCUGCAUUAAGCCAUAAAGGCUUACAGACAAGUGGUUGCUAGAGCCUUUUCCGACACCAUUCGUUAUGUUUCUCCAAGGCACAAGUGUGCUUUUUGAUAGGAACCGGAUCGGUGGUAAAUACCUACGAAUUGCAAUAUUCCCGCGCAUGAAGAACUUUCGUUACUUGUGUCGGAAUGACAUCUCCGGGUAAUCGCAUUCCAUCAGCUUGGCCGAUGUUCCACCAUCAUGCGCUCCAACACUUCCAUCGCCUUAAUUUGAAUUGCUUUCAAAACUCUUUUGAUUUUUCAUGGUUUCGGGCAAACAAAGUCGUUUCUAUGUAAACAUUUCUGGGCCCAUAACCUGAUAGAAGUAGCUUUCACUCAGGUGCAGUUUGGGUAACCAAUUAAUAGUGAGAUUAUUUUAUUAUAGUCAUGACUUACCACUAACAAUAAUUUAAUAGACCAAUCUCGAGCGGAAAAUUAGGUAAGCGAGGGUCAUUGAAGUCAUUGUUAACCUAUGCUGGGGUAUCUGGAGAUGCGUCUGCGCCGCCUUCAAUAGUAUUUUCAACAUAGGUCAACAGUUCUGAGUCUUGCCUCAUCCACUUAAUUGUUUUGUUCUUAAAAUUCUUAUAAUCUUAUAAAAUCCUAAUAUCUUUAUUAUUUUAACUGAGCUGCACCACAAAAUGCUUGUUUAUCAAAGAAUAAAUAUGGAAUUUAAUUGAUCUUAUACUUGUAUAGACAAUUAAAUGCGUCUUUGACCAAGAAAGUAAUAAAAAUAUUAUAACCACAAGAGGGAAAAAAACAAGAAAGCAUGUUCUUAAGAGGAAAUCACAUUUCAAAUCGUUUACUGUCUGUUCUAUCCCACCGAUUUUAAUCAGAAAAAUCAACCAACGGCAACGAAGCGGUAUCGUCUGGAGCAGUUUAAGCCAACGAAAUUAAAAGUUUGACAGUGGAGAUAUCACCCGCAUUAAAUGGUAUCUUGUAUUAUCACAAGAAAAAAAUUUGGUCCCGAGUUCUGUUUGGCUUUCGUAGUCUUUCAAUUUCAACGGCAGUUCGUGAAAUUGAUCGAUCGAAUAUUCCCAAACCGAAGGUUUCCUUAAACUGAGGCAACUUACGAACAUAAUAUGCAAACAAAAAAACGUACAUAGAUAUUGUGAGUUUUCUGAAAACAAAAAAAAAGCUUAUAAACUGUAAUCUGUAUUUGUACAUAUCUUGUGAACAAAAACUACUAUGUUGCUAGUGGGAAAAAGAGAGGAAAAAACAACGGAUUAGUAUGCGAAAUAAAUUUGAAACCUAUAAAAUUUUUGGUCCGACAAGCGCGAAAGCCAGACAACACUAAAACGAUAAGCAAAUAUCGCUACUAGCGGAUAAUAAAACAAUAAACGAUUUAAAAGAGGAAAAUCAAGCGGCCAGAUAAGAUAAGACCGAUGAUCGCAACAGUGAGCAAGAAAGAGUUAAAAUAAAAACAAACGAAACAACAUUUAAGACAAGCAAUUAAACCGAUCGUAUUCUUUUUGAUUGGUAUAGUUGAAAUCAAAAGUAAUUACAACGUAUAGAGUACCCAGCAGUUAGGUAAGGGAGGGAAGAGUGGACAAAAAUAAACUCGGUCGUGCGUCUUUGUGUAUAUUUUUAGCGAAAAUGAAUGGAAGAACUAAUCAAUAUCGUUUUGUUCUGUAACGACUGUAGAGCUAGUUUUUUGUCCAAUGCAUGUUUCAUUUGCUCUGCUGAUAAAAAAGUAAUAAAAAUGAUGUAUAAAAUCCUUAUAAACAACAAUCUACAAAUUACUUUUAAUUUCGUUUCAAUUCACUUCCGCUGUAAGUUUUACGUUUAGUUUAUCUGUAGUUUUUAAGCUAGUUAAAGAAGAAGGAACAAAUUUCGGUUUCAGUUUUCUGUAGUGCCCCCGACAGGCAAGCGUACCGUAUCACACGAUGCAGUUUUGUAUCUGCUCUAACGGAAAAGUAAAAAGCAGCAUUCUGAAAUUAAAAACGAGUAAUUAAGCAAGCUUCGCGUGUAGCAUUGUGAAGCGUUUCAUUCGUCUCCUCAGAGUAACCGAAAAGUCGCGUAUUGUAUCAAUUCUAAAACAGUAGGCAAUUUGCAUGGAAGGUCAUAAAGGAGGAUCGCAUUGGAAAUCAUAACUACAACUAGACUGUUUCGCUUUUCCGUUGUGUUAUUGUGCUAGCCAGGAGAAGCAAAUAAUAAUUACAAUUAUAAUAACAAAACAACAGUGCGAAAGAGAACGAGCGGAAACUACAAAUAAGCUGGAACUAUUUUGUAUAAAGUAACAGGCAACACACAAUGUGAACAUUCAAUUAGUGACGUUUUCGAAAUUCACGUGAUCAUAUUAUCAUAUAUAGGCAAAAAAACGAGAAAAUAAAAAUGAAAAAACAAACAUAAUAAACUCAGUAAACGACGCAAGAAACACGCAUAAUGCAGUAACGAACAAUUGGUAAAAAUCAUUGUUACGGAACAAAUAGUUUGGACAACAAAAUAAUAUAAAAUAAACCCUUUUCUCACUGUUUCGGAAAAAACUCAAACAAUAGCAGACAACCGAAGACGCAAAAAAACUACCAUCAUAUGGAAUUUUUGGAUAACUACUUUGAAGAUAACCAUACACUAUGGGGAAAACAUAGAAGAGUUUAAAACAAAACAAAACCAUAGUGUUUAGGCGUCAUGCAUAUACUAUAUUGAUGAGAAAAAAGAAUAAAAUCAAUAAUU
Molecule: messenger RNA, 9743 nt
Organism: Sabethes cyaneus
Lineage: Eukaryota; Metazoa; Arthropoda; Insecta; Diptera; Culicidae
Product: phosphatase and actin regulator 4
Exons: 14
Coding region: 1988-4816 (942 amino acids)
Biological process (GO): actin cytoskeleton organization
Molecular function (GO): actin binding
Source: RefSeq, a predicted model, not a curated record